This is a messenger RNA of Sclerotinia trifoliorum, 2194 nucleotides long. The record is from the annotation of a GenBank genome assembly. Lineage: Eukaryota; Fungi; Ascomycota; Leotiomycetes; Helotiales; Sclerotiniaceae.
UCAGUUUCAAUGGAUGGAAGAUAAUAUUGAAAAUCAUCUUUCUCGAUAUGUCCAAUCAUAUGCUCCAAUUAAUUCGUUCCCUUUCCCGGAACACCUAUUAAAAGUGUAUCACGGUAGUGAAAGUACUAGAUUACUAAUAAAUAAAGCAACUCGAAUCAUUACGCUCUAUAAAAUUACAACAAAACAUCCCUACGGCAGCUCUCAGAUAUAAUGGAAAACGGGCCAUCAGCAUUGCUGUAGAAUUGGUAGCCUAACACACAAAAACCCACGGAUAUAUUACCCGCUGUGGUUAAUCUUUUCAAAGCCCUCUAUUUCCCGCGUCAAGAAACUCAGAAUAUUGUAAAUAUGUCUCUUGUUAUUUAUCUUUUCAUUGCAAUGAGUCUGAUCAUCCUACUUAUAUCCACCUUGCCUCGUCGAUCACGGUUUCCAGGCAUCCCAAGAGUUGGCAAAACCUCAGGACUUUUAGACAUUAACCGUGCUGCCGCAAAAAGAGAAUUUAUGAAUAAUGGACAUCGUCUCGUAGAUGCAGGUUACCGCAAGGUAAGAUAUAUUCUCACUACCUACUUAAAUGUUUCCGGGAGAAAAAACUAAUAUCAGACGUAAUAUAGUAUAGAGACAAGCCUUUCAUAGUCCAAACAGAAGACAUGGAACGUCUAAUCCUCCCUCCUAAAUUUCUUGCAGAGCUACGUAUGUUACCCGAAACAAAACUCAAUCAGUCUAUUGCUCUUGUAGAAAGAUGGUUGGGUCAUUAUAGUGGUGUUGAUAUUGUUUUAAAGAGUCGUCACCAUUCUCAUGUUUGUCGGGUUCAACUUACUCAGAAUUUACGUGAGUGUUCGCACAUUUUGCCAAACUAUUGGAUCCAAGAAUCGAGACUAACGAGCAUGUCGCAGCUGAAUUUGUGCCAGAUAUGGCAGCAGAACUUUCAUUCGCCAUGUCAAGAUCUUUGAUUCAUUGCUCUUCACGAGGUUAGUUUCCGCGUACCCUUAGGCAAACCUCAUAUAGCUUAUUGUUCAUGCAGAAUACGCAUCAAUACCCACCUACUCAUAUGUAUACUCGAUGAUUCUGGCCGUAUCCUCACGAGUCUUCGUUGGCCUGCCACUUUCCCGUGAAAAGGCCUGGCUAGAUAAUGUUUCUGCUUACUUGAAUGAAGUAGCAGCAAUCGCUGAUUCACUCCGUCCAUAUCCUCGUUUGUUACGUCCUCUCCUCAGACCAUUCCUCGCUCCAAAAAGUCGUAUGGAUGGCAUUCUUUCAAAAGCUCUAGAGAUUCUAGGACCUGCCAUUCAGGAGAGGCAAAAGCCCCAUCAUAAAGCAAAUGAUCUAUUAGGAUUCCUGAUUUCAACAUCCAAAGUUGUUAACCCAAAAGAGAUCACUUUGAAACUUUUGGUGCUGAAUGCCGCAGCGGUUUGUUCCCGUUUCUGUUUAAAUCUUGACAUUCCAAUCCGAAGCUAAUUAUAGACUAAUAGCUACACACAUCUACAAUGGUCGCAGUCCACACUCUGUACGAUCUCUGCGAGCGACCAUCAUACAUCGUCGACUUGCGUGCCGAAAUCAAGGAUGUCUUGAAAGAAGAAGGAUCAUGGCGAAUUUCCACCAUAAACAAGCUGAGAAAAUUAGAUAGUUUUAUGAAAGAAUCUAUGCGGUAUAAUCAACCAAAUGCUCGUACGUAUAUCUCAACUGCCCAAGCAAAACCUCACUAACAAAGCACCAGUAUCCUUCGACCGCAUAGUUCUCACACCCCAUACCCUCUCCACUGGUCUCCACCUCCCUAUCGGAACAUUUAUAUCCAUGGCCUCCGAAUCCAUGUCUCGAGACCCAACCUACUACUCCAGCCCGGACUCCCCAACCAUCUUCAACCCAUCCAGAUUCCACCAAUCGUUUGCCCGGACCGAAAAACCAAUCUAUAACCCCCUCAAAGAAUUCACCAGCAUCGAACCCGGUAAUUUAGCGUGGGGAAAUGGAAGGCAAACAUGUCCGGGGAGAUGGUAUGCAGGAGUUGUGAUAAAACUUGUCGUGGGGACUUUGUUGGAGGGGUAUGAGAUGAAGUUUCCGGAGGGAGUGAGACGACCGGAAAAUUUGUAUAGGAAUGCGGGGACUAUGCCAUGUGUUAAGCAGGAGAUACUUUUGAGGGAGCUGGUGUGAGGUGGUAGGAAAGGUUCUUAGAGGAAAAUAAAAGGGUUUGAAUUUGAUUGUGAUG